Messenger RNA from Amyelois transitella, 731 nucleotides. It is a transcript of the gene mRpL32, whose product is annotated as large ribosomal subunit protein bL32m. Gene Ontology annotation, cellular component: mitochondrial large ribosomal subunit. Gene Ontology annotation, molecular function: structural constituent of ribosome. Lineage: Eukaryota; Metazoa; Arthropoda; Insecta; Lepidoptera; Pyralidae. The transcript is spliced from 4 exons. The coding region runs from base 127 to 720 and encodes 197 amino acids. The record is from RefSeq and is a predicted model, not a curated record. Gene Ontology annotation, biological process: translation.
UGAUAGGUAUAGGUACCCAUACUCUAAUUCUUUUAACCUAGCAGUAGUUUUGCAUUUUUUGUAAUAUUUUAAUUUAUUAUUAGAAUAAACGUAUAAAUAAGAAAGGAAACAGUAAAUUAUUUCAAAAUGAUUCCGCGUGUUGCUCAGUUUAUAAAUAUAAUGAAACAAAUCGAACGUAACAUAUAUAAUCGCGUAUUUGGGGGACCACCUAAAGAAUUUUCCAUAGUGUAUGUUGGAGAUUCUAACCAAACUCCUAUUAGGAGCAAGAUGUCAAUAAAAGAUAUCAUUGGUGAUGGCAUUUUAUUUGCGGUUCCUAAGUUUAGAAGAACAGUUGAAAAGAGACUGAAGAGGAAGUUCGGUUCUCCAGACUAUGUGUGGAAAAUGUUAGAGGUCAAAACAAAUCUCAAAGUUUGUCGUGAUUGUGGUCAUCAUUAUGAAAGUGGCAGACUGUGUGGGAACUGCUAUUCAAAAGUAAAGGAAGAAACUGAAGAAAUUAAACAAAAAAUCCAAGAGAAAUUAGGUACCGGGCCUAUUGAAAAGGAUGUUAUUGUAUUGUAUGAAGGUGACAGCACUCCUGAACAGCCACCAGAGUUUUGGAAAGGAAAAAGGAUAAUAGAGAUGCAAAAGGAAAGGCCACAGUGGUUCAGCAAAAAUCUCCUUCAGAAAACAACACAAAAGCCUUCAGACUCUACUGAUGUGAAACCAACUGACCUAGCCUAGAUUUUAGUAUU